GCUCCAUAUAAAUUCAGUAAACUCUCGCUGUAACAUUCGCAGAAAGCAGUGCCCUAAAAUAUCUCUCCCUCUUUCUCUUCUCUGUCCUCUCUCUCUUCUCUUUCCUCUCUCUCUGUGAGUUCUGGUUGAGCUUUGGCGGGAAAAACCCCUACCAUGGACGCUCUGAGAAAGCAGCUGGACGUUUUGAUGGGGGCGAAUAGGAAUGGCGACGUGAGGGAAGUUAACCGUAAAUAUUAUGAUCGAGAUGUUUGUCGCCUGUUUCUUUCUGGUCUUUGCCCUCAUGAACUUUUUCAAUUAACGAAAAUGGAUCUUGGCCCUUGUCCAAAGGUGCACUCAUUGCAGCUGAGGAAAGAAUAUGAAGAGGCCAAGGCAAAAGGUACUGAUAAUUAUGAUAGAGACCUGGAGGAUCAAAUAGAAAGACUUAUUGUGGAGUGUGAUAGGAAAAUUACUAGAGCCCUUAAGCGUCUUGAGGAUGAGGAUGCUAAGGCUGCCAUUGCUAUAUCUGUUUCUGAGGUUACCCAGUCACCCGAAGUUCUGGAGUUAUCAAAGCAGAUAAAGGAAAAACUUAAAGAAGUUGAUACUCUAGAUUUGGAAGGGAAGACGGACAGUAAAAUCAGAGCCUUAGAAGUGGUAGAAGAGCUUAGAGCUAAAAGAGCUGAUAAGCAGUCAAUGCUUCUACUUGAUGCCUUCAACAAGGACAGAGCUUCUUUGCCACAGCCACUCCAAAACCCUCCAUCAUUGGCACCCUUACCAGUACCUCUUCCUCCAGAUCCUCGUACACAGGAAAUGAUAAAUGAAAAGUUAAAAAAAUCCGAGGAACUUGGUGAACUUGGAAUGGUUGAUGAAGCACAGAAAGCAUUGGAGGAGGCAGAGGCUCUUAAAAAGUUGAGUGCAAGACAGGAACCAGUUGUUGACUCUGCAAAAUAUACUGCUGCUGAUGUGCGCAUUACUGAUCAGAAGUUACGUGUUUGUGACAUUUGCGGGGCCUUCCUAAGUGUUUAUGACAGUGAUCGUCGUUUAGCUGAUCAUUUCGGAGGUAAGCUUCACUUGGGCUACAUGCAGAUUCGUGAGAAAUUAGGAGAACUUCAGGAAGAGAGAAAUAAGAGUCGAAAGUCAGAUCGAGCUGAAGAUGAUAGAAGGUCAAGGGGCCAAAGUCGGGACCAUGAAACGGGUGGGAGCAGGGACAGGGAUAGAGAGAGGGAUGAGAGAGGUGGGAGUCGUGAUAGGGGUAGGGAUCGGGAUCGUCGAGGAAGGGAUGGUGACCGUGGCUACGAUAGGGGCCGUAAUUACGACCGUGAGCGCGAAAGAGAAGCAGAUCGCUCCCGUAUUAAUGAUUUGAGGAGUCGGAAGAGGUCACGUUCGAGGUCAAAGGAACGUUCGAGAGAUUAUGAUCGUGAGAGAAGUGAUCGCCACAGGCGCUAUGACAGAUACAAUAGGUACUAAUACAUCACCAGGGUGUGCUUUUUGUUGCAGGCGCUAUGACAGAUACAAUAGGUACUAAUACAUCACCAGGGUGUGCUUUUAAAAUGCUUCUAUGAGUUAGUGGUUGCAGACUUGUGAAUGAUUUUCAAUGUAUGACUCCAUCACAUGGGAUUACUUGCGUCUUAUUUCACAAUACUUUUUAAAACUCUGAUUACCAAGAGUUUGCAUCUCUCUCAGAAAAAAGGUUUAGUUAGUUAGGAUUUUUUGCUCUCUCUCUACCUUUUUGGUAUCAACCCGUUUGCCCAAGGACGUCCAAAACUUCCCAUCGAUGAUGCCUUAAAAAUGUGGAGUUGUGUCAUGCUCUGAAAGUUCUAACUGACCCAGCAUUUACAUC
Molecule: messenger RNA, 1816 nt
Organism: Amborella trichopoda
Lineage: Eukaryota; Viridiplantae; Streptophyta; Magnoliopsida; Amborellales; Amborellaceae
Product: U1 snRNP-associated protein usp106
Biological process (GO): mRNA splice site recognition
Cellular component (GO): U1 snRNP
Molecular function (GO): mRNA binding
Source: RefSeq, a predicted model, not a curated record